Molecule: messenger RNA, 570 nt
Organism: Fundulus heteroclitus (mummichog)
Lineage: Eukaryota; Metazoa; Chordata; Actinopteri; Cyprinodontiformes; Fundulidae
Exons: 6
Coding region: 17-331 (104 amino acids)
Source: RefSeq, a predicted model, not a curated record
CCUGCAUCUUUCAGGAAUGUCCCCUUCACCAUCAAAAGGUUUGGACUGGCCUCUUGUACUGGGCUCCCUCUCUGCAGCUGUAUUAUUUCUAUGCUCGCUGGUUGUUUUGGUCAUGCUGGCCAAGAGGAAAGCAAAAGCUGCCGCCGAGGAAAAGAAGAGAAGACAAGAAGCACAGUUCUGGACUAAAGUGCAUGCUAGAGACCACGUUGUUGAUCUUACUCUUAGACGUACAAGUUUUACUUCUCAGGAAUGGGCCCACGGCGACACGGAAACACCUUCCAGAUCUUCUGCCUGGAACCCCCUCUCUACUUUCACAACCCCGAUCUAUUAGAAAUGUGUGUGUGUGUGUGUGUGUGUGUGUGUGUGUGUGUGUGUGUGUGUGUGUCCUUCAUCAGGGUUUGUCAAUGUAGCAACAGCUGGAGUUACACAGCAGGACAGGAAAUAAGCACUUCCUACUCUUCCCUUUUCAUUAUCGUGUAGCAGUUAAUGUAAGAUUAUUUCUCCUGAUAUGAUGUUUCGUCUUCCUGAGAAUAUGAAAUUAAAUACAUAUUUUAUUAUCUUUUUUUAUGA